This is a messenger RNA of Physeter macrocephalus (sperm whale), 3524 nucleotides long. It is a transcript of the gene FLYWCH1, whose product is annotated as FLYWCH-type zinc finger 1. The record is from RefSeq and is a predicted model, not a curated record. The transcript is spliced from 10 exons. Bases 293 to 2446 code for a protein of 717 amino acids. NCBI's taxonomy places the organism in Eukaryota, Metazoa, Chordata, Mammalia, Artiodactyla, Physeteridae.
GAUUUGCCCCAGGUCUCCCACCCAGCAAGUCAGCACUAACGACGGGUGUUGGCGGACACUGAUGGUGGUUCUCACUCUUGUGUAUGAAGACCAGAAGCCAAGGAGCCCUCAGUGACCACGGAUUCUCUGGACACCUCCACAGCCCUGUCCCCACUCAGCUGAGGCAGAGCCAGCACCAGCUCAGACACAAGGACGGAGCCCUUGAACUGCUGGGUUCCUUCCAGGGAGGUGGAGGAGAAACCCAUCUGCUGGGGCCUGAGCGUGGUCUGGAGGCCAGGCCAUCGGUCCCAGAAUGCCCCUGCCCGAGCCCAGUGAGCAGGAGGGCGAGAGCGUGAAGGCCGGCCAGGAGCCCUCCCCUGAGUCCCCUGAGCCGGGCACAGAUGUCGUCCCUGCAGCUCCCACGAAGCCCACGGAGUUCUCCGAACUGGUCCUACUGACGGCCUCCACUGAGAAUGGGGAUGGAGUGGACUCCCAGCCCAAAGCAGUGCACUGUGUCCUGUCCUUGGAGAUGUCUGGCCCUGACACCCUGGCUGGGACCCCCCAGAUCCUGCCAGUAGAGGAACAGCAGGGGGCAGGCCAACCAAGCCCCCAGACCCAGGAACUGAAACACAGCAAGCCAGACACAGCAGCCCCCCAGCCCCUGGAGUUCCUGAGGACCCCAUUUGGGGGCCGCCUGCUGGUGCUGGAGUCCUUCCUGUACAAGCAGGAGAAGGCUGUGGGGGACAAGGUAUACUGGAAGUGCCGUGAGCACACCGAGCUGGGCUGCCGGGGCCGGGCCAUCACCCGUGGCCUGAGGGCCACAGUGAUGCGGGGCCACUGCCACCCGCCCGACGAGGAGGGCCUGGAGGCCCGGCGCCAGAGACAGAAGCUGCCCAGCCCAGCCCUUCCCCAAGGCUUGGGGGAUCCCCAGGGCCCCGGCGGCCGAGUGGAGGAGCCCCUGGAGGGGGUGGGCCCAUGGCUGUGCCCCAAGGAGCCGGAGCUGGCCCUGGGGCCAGUGCUGAGCAAGCCAGCCCCCGAGGAGGAUGAGGGGCUCCGAGCCCUGUCGCUGCUGAGCUUGCCUCCCAAGAAACGCCCGACGCUGGGGACCGGAGGGCCCCCGCCCCUGGAGUUCCUGAGGACCUGCUACGGGGGCAGCUUCCUGGUGCACGAGUCCUUCCUCUACAAGCGGGAGAAGGCUGUGGGGGACAAGGUGUACUGGACAUGCCGGGACCACGCGCUGCAUGGCUGCCGCAGCCGGGCCAUCACGCAGGGCCAGCGGGUGACUGUCAUGCGUGGCCACUGCCACUCGCCUGACGUGGAGGGCCUGGAGGCCCGGCGGCAGCAGGAGAAGGCCAUGGAGUUGCUGCAGGCCAGGCCGGGCGGCCCCGGGGGCCAAGCGGACAAGCUGCUCCAAGGCGUGGACAGCCUGUUCUACCGCAGGGGGCCAGGCCCCCUGACUCUCACCAGGCCUCGGCCCAGAAAGCGGUCAAAGGCCAAAGAUCAGGACCUCCUGGCCCAGCCCCAAGGCGAGGAGGACCAGGACGAGGACCUGGGAGGCCCUGAGUUCCUGAGGACCCCUCUGGGAGGCAGCUUCCUGGUGUUUGAGUCCUUCCUUUACAGGCGGGAGAAGGCGGCCGGGGAGAAGGUGUACUGGACGUGCCGGGACCAGGCCCGCAUGGGCUGCCGCAGCCGAGCCAUCACCCAAGGCAAGCGGGUGACAGUGAUGCGAGGCCACUGCCACCCGCCCGACCUGGGGGGCUUGGAGGCCCUGCGGCAGCGAGAGAAACGCCCUGGCACGGCCCAGCGAGGGAGCUCUGGAGGCCCUGAGUUCCUGAGGACCCCUCUGGGGGGCAGCUUCCUGGUGUACGAGUCCUUCCUCUACAGGCGGGAGAAGGCGGCCGGGGAGAAGGUGUAUUGGACGUGCCGGGACCAGGCCCGCAUGGGCUGCCGCAGCCGAGCCAUCACCCAGGGCCAGCGGGUCAUGGUGAUGCGCAGACACUGCCACCCGCCCGACCUGGGGGGCCUGGAGGCCCUGAGGCAGCGGGAGCAGCUCCCCAGCCCGGCCCAGAGGGAAGGCUCAGAAACCCUCCAGCCCCUGGAGUUCCUGAGGACCUCUCUUGGGGGCAGGUUCCUGGUGUACGAGUCCUUCCUCUACAGGAAGGAGAAGGCGGCCGGGGAGAAGGUGUACUGGAUGUGCCGGGACCAAGCCCGCAUGGGCUGCCGCAGCCGGGCCAUCACCCAGGGCCAGCGGGUGACCGUCAUGCGCAGCCACUGCCACCUGCCUGACCUGGCGGGCCUGGAGGCCCUGAGGCAGCGGGAGCGGCUCCCCAGCACAGCCCAGCAGGAGGACCCAGAAAAGACAAAACUUCUGCCUGAAGUUCAACUGUGCUUCGAGUCUUGUGCUCCUGAAAGCCAACAGAGCUAUGGGAAGGUGGAAGAUACACAUCUGGACAGCGAGUCCCAAUGAGGCCAGCCUCCUCCCGGACUCAGCAGAGGAACCUCACGUGUCGCCUGCGUCAAGGAUGCUCCAGGUCCACACAGAACCCCGGCAUUUCCCAUCCGGUUAGAUUUUGCUCGACAAAACCUCUUUCACUCUUCCAAAGCAUCCACAGCCUUAACAUUUCCUCAAGUGGCCUCCCAGGAGGAACGCUUCGAUGGUGUCUCCCUGCCGACAAAGAAGAGCCCCAGGAGCUGGUGGCCCGCAGCUGUGUGUGACGUGGAGUGACGUGGGGAGGGCCACGGCCACCAAAAGCUCUGAGGAAGGAAGCAUCGUUCACAAAGACACCUGCCCCUGCCCUGGUGCAAAUACCCAUCCGUUUUCAGAGCCCACGGCUUUCCAAGGGCUUUCCUGUUGGGUGUGGUCCUGCUUCAGCUCCACAAAGUGGAAAAUCAUCGUGGAGGCCACUUCAAGACGAAGGUGGGGCACGUUUGGGGAAGUUCCUGCUUCUUCAGGCUGAGCUGCCCCGUGCGGUUUCAGCCGCCCCAGGUGUUUUCCGGGCAGGUGCCAGGUGGGCCUUCGUGCUCCUUGGCCAUCUGCUGCCGGGGUGUGGCUGUCCCAUUAACAGAGCAGGCCGAAACCAGAGGCCUUGCUACUCCCUCUGUUAGAGUUCCCUUUGCUGUUUUCCAACUUAAAUUAAACCCAGUGUCCACGAUCCCCAGGGCAGGUGUUGUUCGGGCCCUGGAAGCCAGCCUGACGGCUGCAGAAAGCCAGCGCUGGGAAAACUCCACCGGGGUCACCCAUGUUUGCCUGAUGCAGGAGGAGAGGCAGACCCUAAUGACAGCGGGCGCAACCCCUUCUCCCGUGUGAUGGCACAGCAGGGAGCCGGCCUGCAGGGAGCAGUGGGCCCAUGUUCCCCACGAACUCCAGAGGCUGCUGCUUGCUAACAGGGCCACAUCCUCCCCAGCGGGCUCCUUGAAUUGCAGAGGGAGCACACGGUGCAGGCUCCCUCCCGCCAAGCUGGCCACGAAGCCUGCCGUCCAGCCAUGGGACAGUGACAGCUCAGACACCCCCCCACUGUCCCUCUGCCUAUACAUUUCCUGCAAUA